Molecule: messenger RNA, 5203 nt
Organism: Pelobates fuscus (common spadefoot toad)
Lineage: Eukaryota; Metazoa; Chordata; Amphibia; Anura; Pelobatidae
Gene: ANLN
Product: anillin, actin binding protein
Exons: 24
Coding region: 62-3457 (1131 amino acids)
Biological process (GO): septin ring organization; actomyosin contractile ring assembly; mitotic cytokinesis
Cellular component (GO): actomyosin contractile ring
Source: RefSeq, a predicted model, not a curated record
GAAACCUGGAGCGAGGAGUACACACACACUGCAUCACCCCGGGCCCUGCUAAUACACAGACAUGGAUCCCUUCACAGAGAAACUGCUUGAAAGAACCCGAGCCAGGAGAGAGAACUUGCAGAAGAAAAUGGCUGACAGGCCUACAGCAGCAGCACGUUCUGCCCCUAUGAACAAGAGGCCCAGAGAGCCACUCUCAGAGACAAACCAUCAGCCUCCAACACCAGCUGAAGAAUCAAAACCUUGUUCGAAGCCAAGCCCUUCAAAGAAGCGCUGUUCAGAUAAUGUUGAAAUUCAAGUUUCUGGCUCAGAAAAUAAACAACCCAAAAGUCCAGAAAUAACUAAAAGCCCACCAUCUUCAGAGCUUUCACAUUCCCAAGUGAAAGCCACAACUCGGACCUCUCCAGCCCUCAUGCUGUCCAGAGAUAAGGAAGAGCAGAGCCUGAGUUCUGAAGCUGAUACUGCAUCUUCAAUGAAGUCGCGUAUGCAGAAACUGGCAGCUCAAAGGCAUUACUGGGAUAAUGGAGCCAGUCCCCCAAGUUCUCCCCCUAAAUCUAUUCCACCAAAAGAAGUUGUGGUCUCUCCAACAAGAACCCCAGCUCUACUUGCUGGUACGGAUACUCCUGUGGGCAGACGAGGUCGUUUCGCUAACCUUGCUGCUACUAUUGGCUUGUGGGAAGAUGAUCUAAGUCACCCAUGUGUCAAAGCGAACAAUACACAAGAAAAGCCUGGCACUGCUUGUUUAUCAAAAGUGUCUACUACCAGUUCAACAUCUGCCAGCAUCAAUAGCCACAGUGUAAGGCAGGAAGCGGUGUCCUGUGCUCAAAAGCCAAAAGAAACUGCCGUGAAUAAGACUGUCGUCUCUAGUGCACUGAGUACGCCGUCUGCUAACAAAUUUGGAAAUAUAACUGCUACCUCCAAAAACAUCGUAGAGAAACCAAAAUCUUCAGAGACGCAUACAACUGUUGCUUCUUCCAGACAGCAAAACAAUGAGCUGAUAGCGUCUGCUGUGACGAAACCCUUGUCUAGCAAUACUUCCUCCUCACAGAAAGCAGAGAGACCCACCUCAAGAAUAUUUCCAGCUCAGCCAUCUGUAUCAAGGGAUGAUUGUAAUAAGGGGACUCCUGUACAACAGAAGGAUAAGGCAGGGACGCCUGGUGGUCCAGGAAUAAAGUCUUUCUUGGAAAGAUUUGGUGAGAAAUGUCAGGAACGGAGUCCAGCUCCUUCAAGCAGUGGUAAUAGGGCAGCAGUUCUGACUCCAAAUACGAAGAGUAUCCAGGAGAGGCUUCUAAAGCAGAAUGAGGUCUCCAGCACAGCUAGUUUAACACAAAUACAAAAGAAGGAACGUGAGAGAGAGCUUGCUGCUCUUCGUGGUCGUGUUGACAAAGGAAGUGUUUGGACGUCUGAAAAGGAGGAUUUAUCUAGAGCAAAAUCUAGAGACAUUCAAAAGGAAGUGCAGGCGCACCCACCUACUAGUGGCCGACCACCCCGGCCAGAUGUAACCACCCAUUCAGUACCUGAGAAAGCACCAGCCUCUUCCAUCUCCUCCAAACACACUGAUAUUGAUGAAGUGGGUGCUUCCCAACCCAAAAUGACAGAGCGGACUCUUGAGAAAGUUGUAAAGACACAUGAAGAGCCAGCAACAGAUAAGGAAUCUGGUUCAAAGACAGCUGAAGUAGUACGUGAAAUUGAAAUGAACGUGGAUGGAGAUCUUGAUGAGAUGAACAGCUCGGAGGUGAUCACUGGCAUUUUCAGUGAGGCUUUUGAGGAUGAGGACGACGAGGAAGAUGUGCAGGUGGCGAAUCUUGCUGAAGGCUCCUCCAAGCAAGGAGAUACUAUUGGUGCUAUAGAAAGUGAUGAUGGAAACAGUGAAUGUGAAGAUGAUGAUGAUGCUUUGAACAUUUCCUCAAUGUCUUUGUUGACCCCUUUGGCAGAGACUGUUGGUGUUGGAAGUCCAGAGGCUCUUCUGUCACCAUCCAAGAUGGCAGAUUCAAUAUCUGAGAGCCCCAAGACUGUCAGGUUUCAGAGGGCACGUGUACCUAGAGCUGAAUCGAAAAACAGCUGCAUCUCUGCAGAAGAAAACCAAAAUCUUUUGUACAGCAUUGAUGCAUACAGAUCUCAGAGAUUCAAAGACACCGACCGUCCUCAAGUUGUCCAGACCAUUGUACGUAAGGAAAAUGUGACCUCUAAGUUGGAUGAUAAACGAGCUGCAUCCCCAAGACCAGUCAAUAUCAAACAGAAAAUGAAGAUUUUGAACAAUGAGAUCAACUUGCAGCAGACAGUGAUUCAUCAAGCCAGCCAAGCUCUUAAUUGUUGUUUUGACGAAGAACAUGGAAAAGGAACACAGACAGAGGCAGAGGCUGAGAGAUUGCUUUUGGUAGCAACUGAGAAAAGGACAGCUUUGAUCGCAGAGCUAAAUAGACUGAAGAAUGAAGGCCCUCAGAGCCAGAAGAAACAUGCCACCCAGGGUCAUGACAGUACUCCGUCAAGAGGGUUUAUAUCGGUGUCGGACAUAUUUCUACCACUCAAAGCGGACUUUGUUUGCAGCACAUCUCAGAGAUCGGAUUCUGCCAAUUACUACUUUUUCAUAAUGAUCCGGGCUGGAGCGGAAAACAUGGUCGCAACACCUUUAGCGAGCAUGCCAAGUUCCAUGAAAGGAGACGCUCUCUCAUUCCCAACAUCAUUUACCCUUGAUGAUGUUUCCAAUGACUUUGAAAUUGAAAUUGAAGUUUACAGUUUAGUACAAAGAAAGGAAGCCAUUGCAACUGAUAAGAAGAAAAAGUCAAUGAAAUCAAAGGCAAUCACUCCAAAGAGAUUACUCACAUCUAUUACAAAGAGCAACAUUCAAACACCAGUCUUAGCCAGCCCAGGAGGACCGAAUGCUGUCCGCACCAGUAAUUUUGUGCUUGUUGGAUCUCACAAGCUAUCCCUUUCAUCUAUUGGGAGCAACAAAUUCCUUCUAGACAAGGUGCCAUUUCUGUCCCCGUUAGAAGGGCAUGUCUGCCUGAAACUGAAAUGUCAAUUAAAUUCAUUUGUUGAAGAGAAGGGAUUUCUGACUAUGUUUGAAGACGUAAGUGGCUUUGGAGCUUGGCACAGACGUUGGUGCGUCCUGUCUGGAUAUUGCAUUUCCUAUUGGACGUAUCCAGAUGAUGAGAAACGAAAGAAUCCAAUUGGCAGAAUAAACCUUGCGAAUUGCACCAGCAAGAAAAUUGAGCCUGCAAAUCGAGAAUUUUGUGCCCGUCCCAAUACGUUUGAGCUUAUAACAGUCAGGCCACAGAAAGAGGGUGACACAGAAACACUAGUCAGUCAAUGCAGAGACACACUCUGCGUUACCAAGAACUGGUUAUCGGCAGACACUAAAGAUGAAAGGAAUCUAUGGAUGCAAAAACUAAACCAAGUUCUGGUGGAUCUCCGUAUGUGGCAGCCAGAUGCUUGUUACCGGCCUUCAGUCAAGGUUUAAUAUGCAGAUGUUGACCAUAAACUGCCACUUGUUCUAUGGAGACUUUGUAUUUUAUACAAGCUAUUUUCUAUUAUUGCUGCAAGCUUUCGUAUACAAAAAUACCCCUGAUGCAGUGUUUGUAAUUCUCAGAAAAUGGAAACAAAAUCAACAAGGAUUUCUGAAUUUUAUCACUGAUAAACUUUCACUUGGAAACUUUUUAAACUUUAUAAAUUGUAUGCGCUCUACUAGAGAAUGGUGGUGUAUGGGUAAAAUGGGUCUAAUGUGUUUAAACUCUUACAAAUGAGACUUUGGGGUUGCAUAUAUUUACUAUUUUAUAUGUAUUUGGUAAUACCCUUAGGAGAGCUUUACUAUUGGGCAGCGUGAUGUGCAAUAUACUUAUCUUAUUUUCACUGCUUCCAACUGAACAGCAUUGUAUUUUAUCAGUUUCUCUGCCGACAUCCAUGGUUAGUGGUAAGGAAACUGAAGGCUUACUUUAUAUUUUGACCUUUUUAUGUACAUUUAGGUGUUGUAAAUGAAAGUAUAGCAUGUUUUAAUAGCAGCGUUUCUGUAUUCUAUUCUGGAUAUGGAAGAACUGGGCUCCUUUUCCUCUCGAUCUUAUUUUGGGGAUGUAUUUCAGGGAAAGUAGCUAAGAGUAAUCCUAUAAUAAAUUAAGCACUAGCAGUUGUGCUUGUUGAUACAAGGUUUGGAAUAUUUGUGUGAAUCAUUUUAAAGACAUGUCAAGUUCCAAGCAAACCUUCCAUGGUUUAGUAAUAUAUCUUCCAUUUCUUUAAAUUCAAUAGACUGUGGAUAUUGUGGAAUGAUUGGAUUCAAGGAUAGGAGAACAUCUCCAACAGUCUGCUUUGGGUUAGAUGUUUGCAUAUCCGCAACAAAGUGACGAUAUCAGAAAUUAAAAUUAUGGUCCAUUUUGUACACAUGCAGUAUUUUAUUUUAGUGAUUUUAUUAAGCUGCUAUUAAUGCCAGAAAAAAAAAGCUUUACUGGCCACUUGUUUUUUAGUAUAGUUUACGUUUUUGUAAAUACUUCUUCUAACCAGUUCGAGUAUAAGGCCUGUGGGAUGUCUUUGUGUCCAAUGACCAGAUUUUACUUAAGGAAUGGCUUUAAAAGUGUUUAAGAGAGAGUGAAAUAUUUCUAAGCUUGAACUCUAAAAUUUACUUUUUUGUUUUUUUAUGGUAAUGGUGAAAACCAAGUGAAAUGUGCCAUGAGACCAAGCUUUCUGAUUGAAUGGAGGAAGAUGAAUGAAGUUCGAAAUUAAGCAAUAGGCUUUUAGUACAGUUAGUGGGAAUGGUGGGGGACAGCAAGAUUUUGUCUUAUAGUUUCUAUAGAAAUCGUUUUUGGCAAAAUACAUUUACAGCUGGUUCUGCAAGAUUGCAACUUUAUAUAGAUCUCUCCUUUAUGGGCACGAAGACAUCUCAAGGCUUUUGUUUUUAAGCAUUAAUCAUUUAUAAAUACUUGUAAUAAACUUUUUUAGUCUCACCACAAUCUUGGUGGCAUGGAUGAUAGGUAUCCUAUAUGAUCACUAUUUUUGUUUGCAUCAUUAUAGCCAGAUAAUAUAAGAAGUUAAAGAAUUACGCUUUAUUACGUCACUAAACACUAACAACCGUUCCUUUUCACGCUUUGAAUACUCGUAUUGUCCGUCUUCUAUCCAUCUCACUUUGAGUCCUUAUUUUUCUAUGUCUACUUUUUACACUAUAAAAGAUGUGUAAGUACUUCUGUGUGUCGAUGUUGUACAAAUAAAAUAUUUAAACUUA